Thunnus maccoyii (southern bluefin tuna) is the source of this 1610-nucleotide messenger RNA. RefSeq names its product hydroxylysine kinase-like. Bases 1 to 1080 code for a protein of 359 amino acids. NCBI's taxonomy places the organism in Eukaryota, Metazoa, Chordata, Actinopteri, Scombriformes, Scombridae. The record is from RefSeq and is a predicted model, not a curated record. The transcript is spliced from 5 exons. Gene Ontology annotation, molecular function: amino acid kinase activity.
AUGGAUAUUGCCACAACUGUCGAUUCAAGGCCAACACUGACCCUGCAGCAGGCAACAAAACUGGUACUGCAGCUAUAUGGAGUGAAAGUAAUGGAAAUCUCCACCCUACCAAGUUAUAUUGACCAGAACUUCCUUGUGGUGGACAAGGAGGGCACCAAAAAUGUCCUGAAGAUUGUGAAUUCAGAAGAGAGCAAGAACACCAUCUUGCUGGAGGUGCAGACUCUUGCUAUGUACCUUCUAUGCCAGUAUGGAGUGCCUGCUCAGACAGUUCUGCCCACCACCACAGGGCAGCUCAUGAGUAUGGAAGAAAUAGACUGUGGACAUGGUGCUCAGAUCUACUGUGUGAGGUUGCUGACCUAUCUCCCUGGAAAAACCAUUGCAGAAUCUCCGGUCACACUGCAAGAUCUUUAUUAUUUUGGCAAGAUGGCAGCCACCAUUGAUAACACAUUACAACAGCUGGUUUCUCCAAAUCUUGAUGUCCUACAAAAAGAAGAUGCACCUUGGAGCUUACUCAACAUUCAUCUCCUGGAGGACUACCUAUCAGUGAUAGACGGAGAUCCCCUGCAGGAAGUGGUCAAAGCAGUCAUUGAACAGUACAAAUCAUCCGUACAGCCCAAAAUCAACUCUUUUCGAAAAGGAAUAAUACAUGGGGAUUUAAAUGACAGGAACAUCAUUGUCACUCCGCUUGGCAACGGGCAUCAUGAAGUGUCAGGCAUCCUGGACUUUUCUCUGCUCUCGAAUGACUGCUAUGUGUGUGAAGUGGCAAUAGAAAUCAUGUACUUGAUGCUGGAGCACCCCAGUCCUUUGGAUGUAGGUGGAGCAGUGUUAGCAGGCUGGGAGAGCAUUAUGGUGCUCAGUGAAUAUGAAAGGGAUUCCCUCUUCCUGCUGGUGCUCGGUCGGUUUUGCCAGUCUUUAGUUUAUGGACGGUACAAUGUCCAAAAAUACCCAGACAACAAGAAAUAUCUCAUGACUACAGCCAAAAGUGGGACACGGCUUCUUAACAAACUCUGGGAGCUUGGCAAGGAAGAGGUAGAAAAGAAAUGGUUCCAUGAUGCCAGCACAUACUCAGGCAAAUUAUAAAGAAGUGUUUAUCAAGGGAUGAGUUUGUAAGAGAAUUAACAUUUACAUUUACAAAGAAUGUUUGGAUUGCAGCUUUUUAAAAUGUUAAGAGUCCACUAGAUGGAGACAUCAUCCCACUUAUCCCAUAUCCUGUAUAAAAGGCCUCUUUUGUGAAUCAGUCAUUCACACUCACAUUCAGGCUUAAAAACCUUCUAAUCCGAACAGCUGAUUGAGACAACUAUAAUAUGUUUCUAGGAAUUUCUGCAUAAAAUGUGCAGUUCAUGGAGAAUUUCAACUACAAGUGGGCAGAUUAACAUUGUACUGUGAGUGAGAAGAUGUUCACUCAGCUUCUUUUACCAAAUUAAGACUAAAUAAAUGAGGAAACGAUGAUCCAUAAGACAAGAUCUGGCUCUGAAUUUAAUGCCAGUCCCAUAAUCCUUAGUAACCCAGCUGAUCAGAGAGAAAUACACAAGUUCAGAUAAAAACGGUCAAAGUAGCAGGAACAAUUUUUCCUUUUACUCUCACCUCCAUGUGCUGUUGCACUCAAAACA